AUGAAGGAAAUAACAGCUGUACAAACUGUUCGACUGCCGGAAGAGAUUGCUGGUAUUACGCGACCGUCAAAACGAGACAAAAGACAUCGAAGUAGUGGAAAUCCACCCUCUCAUCCACCAACACCACCAACGGAUAACACCGAAAAUGGCACCCUCAGCCCUUCUUCAAGAGACCCGAACCCUUUCACUAGCAGCAGUGUAGACUACAAUGCGCAACCGGCCGAAUCGUCUAGCAGCGCGAGACCGUAUUCCGGCGCGCGCUCAAGCUUCAUAGAAAUUCAGAGCKCCCAACCUCCUACCACACAAUGGGCAGGAUUCGACAAUCCUGAGAUAACGGGUGAUUUGGAGAAAGAAAGCUCUAGUCAUAACGAGAACAACAAUGUCGCAGCAUUAGCCGCCUUUGAGCCCCAAGACGGCGGUCUUCCGUCCUCAUCAACAAGGCAGGAAACUACGGAUGGGCGUAUAUUUGAUGCAGAUAUCUUCAACAUCAAUCAGCUCGAACGUCCAAAUAAUGAUAUCACUAAUGGCCAAAGACGUGAGCCUCACGAUCGCAACGUGUCUAUUGGGUUUGAAGUGUCGCAAGGAGAUUUACGACAAAGCUAUAUGGAGACAUACUGGGAAUAUUGCUACCCAUGGUGUCCGGUACUAUUACGAGACACCGUACUGCAAGAGCUCACUGAAUCACCGUUACUUGAUAAUGCGCUGGCGACCGGGGCAAGUCAUCUUCGUCCGCCACUCAUACCUCAUCCAGGCCCAGCCGCAUAUUACGAACGCGCACGGAGAAUAUUUUAUGAUGACGGCGAGGAAGACUUGGUCAGAUCGCUCAAAGCCGUAUUGUUGUUCUACUGGUGGGCACCGAGACCGCCUCUCAUGGUCCAUAAGCAUUCUUCAUGGUGGUGGACAGCUGUUGUCAUAAAACAUGCGCAACAAGCCGGUUUUCAUUUCCAGCCUGCUGCGGAGCUUUCAGAGGCUUAUACCAUACAGAAAUGUAUAAGGCGGCGCAUAUGGUGGACUGCAUUUGCGCGAGAAAGACUCACUGCAAUAUGCCAAGGAAAACCAUGUCUCAUAGACCCUGAAGACUGCAACAUCCCAGAACCCUCAAUCGACGACUUUCCCGAACUCGAAGACAAAACCAAAGCAGAGGUAUUCGUGUACUGGGUACGACUAUGCGCCAUUAUUGGACGAGUCGCAAAAGAGCUUUCACGAUCCGCAAAUUCCUCUUCAAAUACUAGUCCAUUUCCCGUCCAUUUAGCUAGAGAGCUUAUAGAAUGGAUUCAAUCACUGCCUCCUCAUCUGCAGUUACGAAUAGGGUCGAAUCAUACAUCGGAUUUUCAACUCGAUAUCCAUCAAUUGCAUUUACCGUAUCUUGCAGUCAUCGUGGUGUUGCACCUUGCAAGAUCUCCGCAGUCCCUGCCAAGGGCAUUMCCCCCUGCCAUAAUGGCCGCUACGUGUAUCGCCCGUAUCCUGAAAGAUGUGCUGCUCAGAAGUGCCAUCGGGUACAUGAUGCCAAUCACGUGCUGGUAUAGCGCUAUGGCGUUUAUUUGUCUGCUUCAAGCCCUAAGAACAGACCAUCUCAAAGACGGAGCAAAAGCCGAGAUUGAAAUCCUUGUUUUAACCGUCAAGGAACUACAGAAGAAGUGGGCGACCGGCACCGUUAUAAGACAGCAAUUUGAACGACUACUAGAAAGAAACAAACCGCUUACCCCGGAAGACUUUCCCAAUAGUCAUCUCGGAAACAACAGAUCAACGAGAGCUUUGCAUUCCGAAGUGGAUGUGUUGAUGAGUGGUAUUGAUUGGCUGGACUAUUUCCCGUUCGUGACAUCUCAAACUAGCGCUGUUGCGGAGCAGCUGUUGGUUCCAACUAGCUCAAAUGAGAUCUUUUGGGAUGAGGAAUCGAUCUUUUUGUGUACAGAUUUCUUGCAAGGGUUGGAUGAUUGGGCUAGUUGCAGUGAUUUUAUAUGA
Talaromyces amestolkiae is the source of this 1962-nucleotide messenger RNA. RefSeq lists its product as uncharacterized. NCBI's taxonomy places the organism in Eukaryota, Fungi, Ascomycota, Eurotiomycetes, Eurotiales, Trichocomaceae. Bases 1 to 1962 code for a protein of 653 amino acids. The record is from RefSeq and is a predicted model, not a curated record. Gene Ontology annotation, biological process: DNA-templated transcription. The transcript is spliced from 3 exons. Gene Ontology annotation, molecular function: zinc ion binding; DNA binding.